Messenger RNA from Chaetomium fimeti, 2346 nucleotides. Its product is annotated as PLC-like phosphodiesterase. The transcript has a single exon. Gene Ontology annotation, molecular function: phosphoric diester hydrolase activity. Bases 478 to 1899 code for a protein of 473 amino acids. Gene Ontology annotation, biological process: lipid metabolic process. Lineage: Eukaryota; Fungi; Ascomycota; Sordariomycetes; Sordariales; Chaetomiaceae. The record is from RefSeq and is a predicted model, not a curated record.
CCGUCUAAGCCCCUUUUUGACUCGUGGCUGUGGAGCUUGCGUGUCUCGGAUUCAGGGGUAAUUUGCUUGGAUGAAGAACUGCAUUUAUCAUUCGUACUAACUACCUAGUUAUACUGUGGACAGUGUAGAAGAGAAACUUCACCCGCUCCCAUCAUGGCCUAUCCCCGCACACGGGCGACGCAUGCUUGGGGCUUGCACCAUCACAGCUGGGCUGGGGGGCUCAGCGACUAUCAGCCUCCACACGCACUUGAAUGAAGCCCAGCGAUUGGUGAAGCCGGUCAAAUCCCUCGCCGCGGCUGGGAUUGGCACCGGCCAAGCUCCGAAUUCGAUCGUUUCAGGCUUGCUGCAAGCCGACGGCGGCAGUCUUUAAGACCCCCCCCUGGCCACCUCUCCCCGCCCCCCUGAUGGAGAGAUCUCAGAUCCAGAUCUCCAACCCCCACAUCUACGACGUUGCUGUCGCUAACCAGACCAGUCAAGAUGCCCAGCAAAGGAGUCCAUGCUUUCACUUACCUCGCGGCCCAUGGCUGCUCAAUUGAGCUGUCGGUCCCUGGACAAAGCGUGUCAGUCAAGGAGCUGCACCGCUUCCGCGAUGUCUGCUUAGAGGUGGAGACGUCCGCAAUUGAGAGUUUCUUCGACAAGAGAGGGAGGUUUACCUUCAAGGUGUUUCAGCAUGGCAAGCAGAUCUGUGAGCAAUGGAUCGAUGUGAACGCCAUUACGGGCAACGCCAGUGGCGGCACCAUGGAGUCCAUCGCCAACACGCCCUCCAUCUUCCACGGCGACGACAUCAUCAUCUCGUACGGCAUGUACGAGGCCGGCGGGGGCCAUGACCUGCUUCCCAACCGCCACCAGUGCUACAUCACCGUCACGCCCAACUAUUCCAACUGGAUCGGCAAUGUCGCGCCGCCGGGCUCCGACCUCGAGAACAAGCCGUUCGCGCGGCUCGUCCUCCCCUCGGCGCACGACGUGGGCAUGAACAGCAUGGAGAGCAGCGAGGCGGUGCUCCGCAAGGUCGGCGGCGCUAUAGUCGCGGAGCUCAUCAAUGACAACCGGGUCCUGGUCAAGCUCGCCGACAAGCUCUCGGCCAGCGCCAUCGCGCUCAUCGCGCCCAACAUCAUCUUCGGCCUGGCCAUCACGCAGAAGGACAGCCUGGAGGCCAUGCUGGCCAUCGGCGCGCGCUACUUCGAGUUCCGCCCGGCGCACCUGCACAAGUCGGUCAUUCCGACGGGCGCCCUGCCCGACCGGCUGUACUUCCAGCACAGCGCGAUCCCGGGCAUGGCGUACGACGCCUUCCUGCGCGGCGUCGUGGGCUUCCUGCGCGCGCACCCGGCCGAGAUCGUCGUGGUGCAGCUGCGGUGGGACGGCGUGCCCGACGUGUGCGCGAAGCCGUCGCGCGAGGAGAAGAAGCAGUACCUGGACGAGGCGCUGCGCCACGCCGACGGCAGCAUCGUGGCGGGUAAUUUGACCGACAUGAAGCGGCUGACCAUCGGCCAGCUGCGCCGCGAGAAGAAGCGCCUGAUUAUGCUGGACAGCGUCGACUCGCUGUCGACCUACACCGACGAGGGCAACGCGACGCUCGACGGCGACAGCAUCCUCUCGGCGCUGCCCAAGAUGUUGACGGCGGGCAAGCAGAAGGGCAAGGCCUUUACCAACAUCCAGUGCCAGGCGACCGCGUCCAACAUCAUCAAGGCUGUGGUCUAUUCGAUUCUGGAGUCGAGCGUCACCACCAGCUGUCUGUUGGCCACCAAGGGGUUGUGCGAUUCCAAGACAUUACCGUGGUGCAGGGACAAUAUCCUGCGGACUUGCGACGUCAACCACCUUAUUGUUUUGAUGAAUGAUUGGAUAGACGGUGCGACUUCUGACAUCGCGGUUCAGUUGAGCAGGAAGAGGUUGGAGAAGUGAUGGGUGUCUUUCCCCCGUCACCGAGGAUGGGAGCACAGACGAGGUGCUGGUUGGAGGUGCUUGCCGGGUAGACUUUUGACGGAUGAGAUGAUUGACGAUGUCUGAUGUCAUUACAGGCUGGUGGUUCAACGGGGGCCAGUCUCUUCUAUUUGGGUCCUUUUUUCAUUCAGGUACCGGCGGACGGUGUUAGUGAACGCAACCUCAAUGGGCCGUGUCACAUUAUUUUCCAUAAUACCGGCUCGAUCGACUAGGGAGUACCUUAGGUACAGAUCCAGAACGGGAUUGUGAUUUCAAGCUUUCAAAGCAACUGGCAACACCAGCGCUGCUCCGGCCAUCAUCUCGCUCCCCGACCAGGCCCUAGUGGAUGCCGUUCCUGUCCCGGUACCGGCCCGGGAUUGCGCCGGCUUGAUCUCUUCUCGGGCCCGGCUGAGCUUCGAACCCCGCAUC